AUGGAUUUCAGCUCUCCUUUUACUCUGCAGUGCUUGCUGGUGAUAAUAACUGUUACUCAUGGCUCUGUCACCUGGACCGGUGUGCUCAGCGGCGGCUCAGCGGUCUUCUCUGUGGGAAUUCAGAGCCUGCAGAACCUCUCCAGUAUGAGCAAGAGGGACAUGAAAUGCUUGACAACUGUCUCGAGCGAUACUUUGUUGGCCGAGUGCGGCACUUCUGCCCGCAGGUGCCUGAACUUGCAGAAUGGCUCCCUAGUGCUGAAGACUGUGGAGAAAGAGGACGAAGGAAAAUAUGAGUUUGUUUUUCACAACACUACCAGAGUUUUUACGCUGCAAGUAUUUGAGCCAGCCAUUGGUAUCCGGUGCUUUCCUAAUGGGACUGGAGAGUUGUCCUGUGACGUGAACAGCAACGAGAGCACCAGCUUUCAGUGGCUGCUGAAUGGCACCGCGCUGAGUGCCCCUGAGGCUUGCAUUAAGGAUGGCGGGAAGAAGGUUCGCCUGGACAAAACCGUGCCCGGGGAGUUUGUAUGUGAGGUUUACCACGGGAACAGCGUCACCAGGACCAGGCCUGUUUUUCUCUCUUGCAGCUAUGGAGACCUGCUGCAGUACCCGUGGUUCAUCUACAUCCUUGCAGGGUGUGCAGGGGGCGCAGUUAUCCUGGUGGUGCUCGUGUCCUCAGUCAUAUGUUGCUGCAUGAAGAGGAAACACAAGUUCAUCCCAGUGCCUUCAGAUGAGGAGAAGGAUGAUGGACUAACAAUGUCUAUGGUCUCCAGUGAAAGUUUGAAGAGUCCCCCCAGUGGAGACCAUGUCGAGGCUCAAGCUGCCCAAAUCGACUGUCCUCCAAAGCCUGAUGCUGCCCAGACUGGUCAAGACGUUGAGCCGCAGCCACCGGCGGAAGAAAACUUGGCAGUGGAGAUAGAGGCUGAGAAAAUGCCAGACCCGAAGGUCAUAGUUGAUGUGGAAAGCCAGGAAAAUCCCUCAGACUGUUUCCCGGGUCCAGCUGAUGACUGAUCUGGCAUGCUUGCUGUUAUACCCGGCCUUGAAGCCUACAACACGCAUCCUUUGCAUCCCAUAGUCCCACUGUGUGUAAGAAUUGGUCCAGGAAAUUUCAGCAGGGGAAAGACAUGAGGUCUCAGGCCUGCUAACCUCAUUUAAAAAAAUAAAUAUAUACACAAGGAAAAGCAGAUGCUUGGCUUCAAGGCCGCAUUGCUGUGGGCUGACAGGUUCUCUAACAAACAGAACGGGGCAGCUUGUUGAUGCUUUGCCUGUUAAUAGACCUGCAGCUAAACUGUGGAGCCUGAAAUGAGACAGGCAGCUCCUCUGCUCCCUGCCACCCCAUGCCUUGCCAUGUCUCUUACAGCCAGCAGUUCCUGCAAGGGGCAGGCAUGGCAGGCAGAUUGGGGUGGCCUGCCAGUCCCAGACAGAAACAAGAACUUGCCAGAGGUUUCCUGAGAAAGCCUCUUCUCCAGAGAUUUCAAGGCAUUUUUGACAGGCCCUGCAGAAAAAAGCUCAAUGGAGGUCUCAGCUAGGUAUCUGCUGUGCUGGGUGUCUAUCUGAAUCA
Molecule: messenger RNA, 1558 nt
Organism: Strigops habroptila (Kakapo)
Lineage: Eukaryota; Metazoa; Chordata; Aves; Psittaciformes; Psittacidae
Exons: 6
Coding region: 1-1008 (335 amino acids)
Source: RefSeq, a predicted model, not a curated record